Molecule: messenger RNA, 495 nt
Organism: Phytomonas sp. EM1
Lineage: Eukaryota; Euglenozoa; Kinetoplastea; Trypanosomatida; Trypanosomatidae
Source: the annotation of a GenBank genome assembly
AUGUCUUCCCAUAGCAGCAAUGGUGUGCGAGACAAGGCUAACGCCGCGGCGCGUCUGCAGAAGGAGUUGAUGGAGCUGGUGCUGGCCGACGUGGACGGCAUCUCAGCCUUCCCGCACAACGACGACCUCUUCCACUGGAUUGCCACCAUCCGGGGUGUAGAGCGGACCCCAUACGAGGGGCUCGAAUACCGGCUUUCCCUCAGCUUCCCGCCGAAUUACCCUUACGCGGCGCCCUCCGUCAGUUUCCUAACCCCGUGCUUCCACCCCAAUGUAGAUGUGCAUGGGGCGAUUUGUCUGGACAUCCUCAAGGAGCGUUGGUCGGCCGCGUACACGGCGGGGGCUGUCCUGCUCUCCAUCCAGGCCCUAUUGGAUAAUCCCAACAACCAGUCCCCGCUCAACGCACAGGCCGCUCAGAUGUGGGGGCAGCCUGAGGACUACCGACGGGCCGUCCUCGCGACCCACGAGACCGGCUCCGCCUACCACGGCGUCCCGUAA